AAGAUUCUGAUGAUUGUGACAUGUAUCCUAAGAAGCUAUAUUCUGAUCCAGUAUACCCAGGUUCAGUCUUCGAGGCUCUGGAGAACAUGAUGUUGUAUUCGGUCCUCACUGACUUGACCAUCUACACAGAGGACGGACAUCAAUUCCAGGUUCAUUCUAUUGUCCUGGCUGCAGUCAGUUACCUUAUUGAGACGAGGCUCAGACAGAAGCCCAAACAAGAACGGUUUUUUGCAUUGUGUUUGGGGCCCGAGGUUCAUAGUUCAGGUUUGGCAGCAGUGGUGGAGUUUGCCUAUACAGGGAGCAUCAGCAUUCUGAACAAAGACAAUAUGGAGAUGGUCUGGACUGCAGCUGUCAGCCUGGAAGCUCAGAGAGUUCUGGAACACUGCACUGAAGAAGAACAAAGAGAACAGGACAAGGCAAGAGGGAAGAAAGAAGACAGAAAAAGGAUUUCUGCUAAGGAACAUAUGAAUGAUAGUCUACAGCAUAUCAGACAGCUGUGGGCACAGAGAGUGGGAUGUGAUGUGGAGCUGGAAGCAGAGGGAAGAGUGUUUCAUGCUCACCGGGUGCUCCUGGUUGCCAACAGUGACUACUUCAGAGGCAUGUUUACCACCGGUAUGAAGGAGAGCAGGCAGGAAUUGGUGUCUCUGCUGUUAGUCAGGGCUGACAAGUUUGAGGCCCUCCUCCACUACAGCUAUAGUGGGGCUCUUGCUCUUGGAUGGGGCUGCGUGUUUGAUCUCACCUGUACAUCUCUUCAAUUACAGUUUCAAACUGCCUUCUCACUAUGCCUUAACUUCCUGCAACAAGAAAUAGAUGCUUACAGCUGCCUGGACGUUGUAUCUUUCGCAGAGGCCUAUGGAAUGGCUGACCUACUUACACUUGCCAAUGACUUCGUCUUGAGGCACUUUCAAGAUGUGUCCAUCACUCCUAAGUUCCACGAUCUUCCUGUAGAAAAAUUGAAGAAGUACCUUCAAAGCAAUUCCCUCUGCGUUCAAUCGGAGUUGCCCGUGUUCAGAGCAGUCAUGUCUUGGAUCGAAGCCUUUCCCAUACAACGGGUGAAACUCGCCAGGGAGCUGAUGAGAAACAUCCGGUUUCCCCUCAUGACCUUUAUGGAGUUCAAAGAAGUCAAGUCUAUAACGUCUUGGCUGGGAAUUGGUGCCAAAAAACUCUACAGGUCUGUCAAUAAGGAGUUCUUCAACAGUUCUUCAGAUGUCCAGUCAAAUUUCAGGGUCUACAUGCCUAAAGACACUCUAGUCCUUGUUGGGGGUGAGAGAAUCACUGAUAAUUUUGACAAACGUAGACCCUGCAGGGAAAUGUGGUUUAGCAAUUCUUUGCAGAACCACGUCGGAUUGGUGAAGAAAGUAGAGUGGAGAAUGCUGGGAACUUUACCUGAGAAACCAAGAUUCAGCCAUGGAGUUGGGGUGAUGAGAGGGAAGCUUUACGUAGUUGGUGGACGGCAUUAUUAUGGAAAAGCUGAUACCAUGAAAUGCACCUACAUGUACGAUCCCAUCCAAAACACUUGGCAAAGGUUGGCUGAUAUGCAUGAGAGAAGAGGCAGCUUCACUUUAGUCGUCCUGAAUGGUAAACUAUAUGCUAUUGGGGGAGAGAGAGACUCAGAGGUCAACAUGGAGAGCGUAGAGGUCUACUGCCCCAACGCAAAUUCUUGGAGUUUUGUCUGCCCAUUAGACCAAGGUCUAUGCUGUCAUGCAGCCAGUGUAUGGAAUGGCGCAAUCUUCCUAUCCGGAGGCUUUAACAGCCAGUACCAAUGCCUAUCGUCUAUGAUCCUUUACCAUCCAGAACGAAGAUCCACUUACCUGGCUGAGAUGAGAAAUAACAGAGCCCUGCACUGCAUGGAGACUCUGGGUGACCAUCUGUACGUGGCUGGUGGGGUUUCAUGCGAUGCUGAUGGCAGUCUGGCAGAUCAAUUAGCCUGUGAGGUUUAUGAUCCUGUGUCCAACUCCUGGAGUGCCAUUAUGCCAUUUCUAGUGCCACAUGUAGGGGCAGCAUCAGCAGUCUUAGAGGGGAAGGUCUACAUAAUUGGAGGCUACUGCAAUGAGAACUACAGUGAUACCAAAUCAGUGCACCGCUAUGAUCCUGCAACGAAACAUUGGGAGAACAUGAACGUGACACCAGGCCCGAACACAUUCAUAGCUGCCUGUGUGUUGCCCAUACCUACUCACCUUAGACAGUAAAAGGAGAAUAUCCUAAAUACAAUAAAUGGUCAAUACACACAGCAAUGUAAGGGUUGAGUAUUAACUCUUUCCUCACCAUUGAUGGAAUUUUCCGUCAUUUAUGAGACAACGCUUCUCCGCCAUUGAUGGAAUUUUCUGGCUUUCCGUGUAUUUGAAAUAAACUUGUUUUAAGAUAAGUAUACUACAAAUACAUUUACAUAUUUAUACAUUUACAUAAUACCCUGCCAUUGUACUUUUGGUAUACUAAAUUAAUAUACUUAAAGUCUGCUAAAUUGGAACAACUUAUUUUGUACUUAAUGCACUUUAGUUAUCCGGAAGUAGUGCUGAUAUCCAACUAAAGAUAUACUUAAGUAUAUUUGUUUGUGCUAAAAUGGAAAUAUUACAAGCAUAGGCGCCAAUUUAUGUUUCUGUCGGUGGGUGCCCACACUCCAUAAUCCGUUUUAAUUUUUCAAGAGUACUAUCUUAUUUUCCGUUUGAUGGUGCGUUUGAUGAAUUCAUUACACAAAAGAUAUUCAUGUCUCGUGAAGAUAAAUGCACAGACUGCAAAUAUUUGAAAUAACAAAACCAACCAACCAAACAAAAACACUUUCUUUCCAUGAGUGUUGUCGUGAGUCACUCUCUCACUGAUAUAGGCCUACCUGAUGAUCAGUAGCGGUUCACUAAAUAAAAUAAUUUAAUAAAUACCUGUUUACAAUAAGCGUUUAACCCAAGAGCACGUAGAGAGGCACAGGACAAUGUUUGCGCGUCCACACGCAAUAUCUUGUGACCACUGUAUAUUUGAGAGAGCGUGUCCAGUUUUGUGUUCCACAAUAUCUCAUAUUUUCCGUGGGUGCUCGACCAUUUCCAUGGCUGCUCGAGCCUCCGAAUACAAGUAUACUUUAGGUGUCUUUAAAUAUCUUGUAUUUAAAGACUGAUAUUAUACAGUGAUCAUACUAUCCUUACUAAUAGUGAUAUUAAACACAUUUUAGGCUUAAUAUUGAGAAAUGUG
Molecule: messenger RNA, 3177 nt
Organism: Ctenopharyngodon idella (grass carp)
Lineage: Eukaryota; Metazoa; Chordata; Actinopteri; Cypriniformes; Xenocyprididae
Product: kelch-like protein 33
Exons: 4
Coding region: 21-2189 (722 amino acids)
Molecular function (GO): protein binding
Source: RefSeq, a predicted model, not a curated record